Molecule: messenger RNA, 2825 nt
Organism: Drosophila ficusphila
Lineage: Eukaryota; Metazoa; Arthropoda; Insecta; Diptera; Drosophilidae
Gene: aos
Product: protein giant-lens
Exons: 4
Coding region: 578-1903 (441 amino acids)
Source: RefSeq, a predicted model, not a curated record
AGAAAAUUGGUCGAGCGAACAACGCGACAACGAGGCAGCGGAAGCGAGUAAGCGAGUCGGGAGACCAGCGGUACUAAAGAGCAAGCGUUCCAGGAGCGAAAGACGAGGCCACCGAGACUCAGACGUCGCGGGUGUAAAGUUACUGAAUAACCAACAGAAACUAUCGAACGAUCGUGGUAUCAUAGUGCCUGAAUCGGAAUCUGAAUUAUCCAAUAAUUUCGAGUGACAUUCGCCACAAAUCAAUCGAUCGUUCGAUUCGAGUCGAUUUGAUUCGAUUCGAAACCUGAUUUGUAGAGUUCGUUUCUGCCAGUGUGUGUGUGCAUGUAAGCCAUGGGUUCUAUGCGAGCGAGCGAGAUAGAGCGAGAACACUGAUUCAAUUCAAUUCGAUUCGAUUUGAUUUGAUUCGAAUUCAAUUACAAAAUUCAUUGAGUGUCAAUUACAACCGCAAAAACAAAAACCGCACGCACAAAACCAAUCGAACCAGGAGUUGAUCCCGAGUUUCCGAUACUCCGUGAGAUUACGAGAUUUCGAGAUCCCAAAAGAUCCCAAAGCCAGAGGGCCGAAAAAGCCAUAAAUCAUGCCAACGACAUUGAUGUUGCUGCCGUGCAUGUUGCCGUUGCUGCUGCUGACCGCCGUUGCCGUCGUUGCUGUCGGCGGCACGCGACUGCCGCUCGAGGUGUUCGAGAUCACGCCGACAACGUCCACGGCGGACAAGCACAAGAGUCUGGAGUACACCGUCUACGAUGCCAAAGAUAUGACAGUAGCAACAGCAGGAGCAGCAGCCACCAGUACAGUGAAACCCGCCGCCGAGCAACUGACCGUGGUCAGUAUUUCCACGGCGGCGGUGGAAAAGGAUCUCGCCGAAUCGCGGCGACACGCGCGACAAAUGUUGCAGAAACAGCAGCAACAUCGCAACAUCAACAAGCACGGCGAACGGGAUCUGCGAAUCCUUUACCAAGUGGGGGACUCUGAGGAGGAUUUACCCAUUUGUGCACCAAAUGCCGUUUGCUCCAAGAUUGAUCUAUACGAAACCCCGUGGAUUGAGCGUCAAUGUCGCUGUCCUGAAUCGAAUCGCAUGCCCAACAACGUGAUCAUCCAUCAUCACAAUCAUCCGUCGGGAUCUGCAGAUUCCCUGAAGUACAGAAACUACUACGAAAGGGAGAAAAUGCUGCAGCACAAGCGAAUGCUUCUGGGUGAAUUCCAGGACAAGAAGUUCGAGAGUCUGCACAUGAAGAAGCUUAUGCAGAAAUUGGGUGCCGUCUACGAGGAUGACUUGGAUCAUCUGGAUCAGUCGCCGGACUAUAAUGACGCCCUGCCCUACGCGGAGGUGCAGGAUAACGAGUUCCCUCGAGGACCUUCGCACAUGAGGCACUCGGGACAUCGGGGAUUAAAGGAGUCGUCCACUACGUUUAUUGGAGGCUGUCCCAGUAGUUUGGGUGUAGAAGAUGGUCACACUAUUGCCGAUAAGACCAGGCAUUAUAAAAUGUGCCAACCUGUCCAUAAAUUGCCAGUUUGCAAACAUUUCCGCGACUACACUUGGACCCUGACAACGGCAGCCGAGUUGAAUGUCACGGAGCAGAUUGUUCACUGCCGGUGUCCCCGGAACUCGGUGACCUAUCUGACCAAGAGGGAGCCCAUUGGCGAUGGCAGUCCGGGCUACAGAUACCUGUUUGCCUGCUCUCCUCUGACGCGCCUUCGCUGUCAGCGGAAGCAGCCGUGCAAGCUGUUCACGGUGCGAAAGCGUCAGGAGUUCCUCGACGAGGUCAACAUCAACUCGCUGUGCCAGUGCCCCAAAGGACACCGCUGUCCCAGUCAUCACACGCAAUCCGGUGUGAUAGCCGGCGAGAGUUUCCUGGAGGACAACAUACAGACGUACUCCGGUUACUGCAUGGCUAACGAUUGAGGUCAUCGUCGAGGGAUCAUUCCACACAUUAAAAACACAUUGUAAAGGAGGACAGUUUGAGCGGGGGGAGCAGCUACUAUAUUAGAUACCGACUGAGCCAAUUGAGUCUCGCCAAGUUACCAACUAAUUGAGAAAGGAAUAACAAACAAAUACAAGCUUAGAACCUAAAAUGCACUUCCACACACACACACAGAAAACAUUUUAAAGUCUUGAGAGAGCGUGUUUCUUUUGCUACCAAAUUUUGGUCAUAAAACGUAUGAUAUAAAUAUUUAAUUAGUUUUAAGCAUUCGAUAUGCGCGCAGUUUGUUAUACAAAUAAUUUGUAAUGAAUAUUUAUGAAAACAAGAGCAAAACCUGCAACGAAGGAGGCAACAUCCUCCAUUAUGUAAUAUAGCAACAAACUAUACUCGUAAUCUAACCCGCAUAAAUUGUAUAUAUUUUGAUAUGUAUAACUAAAAAGAAACAGUUUCAGUUUUAAUUUAAUCGGAAAUUACGUAACGAGCAACGCAGCAAACGUCAAAGAGCAGGAUGUGCCAAAUGUGCAGAUGAGGUGCAGUUAGUUAUAACGUAAGGAUAUAUGUCAUUGAAUAAUUCAUAGCGCGGGCAGUUCGAAACUGUGGCAACUCUGGCAGCUGUUUUAGUGCAAUUUUUGUGACGUCUUCAAAGUGCUUUCCUCUCUUAAUUCAGCAAUGAGUUUGCAAGGAAAUUGGAUAUUAACUUAGAAUUGCGCAAAGGCUUUUAACUCCAUGUAAACGUAUAGUAACCACCAUGACUCCUCCUCUUCCCUCUAACUUAACUAUGCAUAUGUACAUCGAUUUAAGAAACAAGAUUUUGUUUAUCUAAAAACGAGCAACGAAAUUGAGCGAUGUUUGAGCUUAAACAUUUUGUAAAAAGGCAAAAAUAAAUUUUAAUUUAUGAAAAAA